AUGUCUCUUUCCUUCUCCCUCCCCACAGCCCUCAUCCUGAUUGACAAUCAGUACGGCUUCAACCACCCUACUCAUUGGGGUACAUCCCGCUCCAACCCCUCCUACGAGGCCAACUUGGAAUCGCUUUUGGCGGCCUUUCGCGAUGCCAUUCGGCGGUCUUCAGGGGAUGAUAAGAAUGUCCUAGAGAUCAUUCACGUCUUGCAUUCUUCCUCUUCGCCAUCGUCUCCGCUCCAUGCCGACCACCCGGGCAACGGUAUUAAGCCCUUUGACUUCGCUCAGCCUGCGUCUGAUGGCUCUGAAUCGGUGAUGUGGAAGCAUGUCAAUUCUAGCUUCAUUGGCACUGAUCUGGAGGUGCAUCUCCGAGCUCACGGAAUCCGCCAAAUCAUCGUGGCCGGUCUUACCACGGACCACUGUGUCUCGACCACGACGCGCAUGGCGGCGAACCUGGGAGUAGUCGACCGCUUCCCUGAAGGCCCGAUCGCCAUUGAUGCCAAGACAGGCCAACAGGAUCCCGUGCCUAUCGACCACGGACGAAUCAUCCUGGUGGCGGAUGCGACGGCCACCUUCGCCAAGGGUGGCAUCGACGCCGAGACCAUUCAUGCCGUUUCUGUGGCCAGUCUGCAGGAGGAAUUCGCGGAGAUCAUGAGCACCGCAGAAGUGAUAAAAAGCCUUGAAGAGAAGAAGCCCUGA
Molecule: messenger RNA, 690 nt
Organism: Aspergillus steynii IBT 23096
Lineage: Eukaryota; Fungi; Ascomycota; Eurotiomycetes; Eurotiales; Aspergillaceae
Product: putative isochorismatase family hydrolase
Exons: 1
Coding region: 1-690 (229 amino acids)
Source: RefSeq, a predicted model, not a curated record